CCCGGAUUCCGGAUUCCAUCGUCUGCCACUUAUCUAUCCUAUCCUAUCCUAUCCUAUCCAUCCACUCACCGACCCACGACCACACCACCCCAACCCCCUCAACCAAACCCAAAAACCAAACACAAACACAACCCCAAACCCACAAAGACGAAAAUCAGAAUGUCCAAAUCCUUCACCCCCACCGACAUCGCCGCCCACAACACCCCCGACAAGGGCCUCUACAUCAUCAUCGAUAACAGCGUCUACGACGUCACCACCUUCGUGGAUGAGCAUCCGGGGGGCGCGAAGAUCCUGAAACGAGUGGCCGGGAAAGAUGCCUCGAAACAGUUUUGGAAGUAUCACAAUGAAGGGGUGCUGAAAAAGUACACGUCCAAGUUGAAGAUCGGCGAGGUGAAGGAGGAGGCCAAGUUGUGAUGAGGGUAUUAGAAUUAAGACUACGAGGAUGAUCGGGCUGCUGGAGAUUUAGAAAUGCUUUGGGAGGCAUCAGCUGGGACCGAAAUUUGAUGAGGCAUGAUCCAAUGUGAGACUAGACCUUCGCCAAUUACUAAUAACAUUAAACAAUACUAUCCGCCAAAUAUAACGAGCGA
Molecule: messenger RNA, 587 nt
Organism: Aspergillus ibericus CBS 121593
Lineage: Eukaryota; Fungi; Ascomycota; Eurotiomycetes; Eurotiales; Aspergillaceae
Product: cytochrome b5-like heme/steroid binding domain-containing protein
Exons: 2
Coding region: 160-414 (84 amino acids)
Cellular component (GO): membrane; intracellular membrane-bounded organelle
Molecular function (GO): heme binding
Source: RefSeq, a predicted model, not a curated record